UCCUCUCCCAUUUUAUAUUUAAAGCCCUCAGCUUCUUCUCUUUCUCUCAGCUUGACGUUCCCUUGUUUCAAGAGAACACCAAGCUUGGCUCCGCUCGCUCCCUUCCUUUCUGCUUCCUCUCCACUUCCCUCCUCAUAUCUUCGACAUGCGCUCUCUCUCCCCCGCCCCUUCCCAUUCUCUUCAAUUUCCGAUCCCCACUCGCCCCCUUCCCUCCCCCGUUGUUGUCAAAUGCAGCUACGGCUUCGAAUCUCCCGGCUUCUCCCAUGGAGUCUCCUCCAACCGCACCGACUGGCAGAGCUCCUGCGCCAUUUUGGCCAGCAAGGUUGUCUCUCAGCAACAUUCCUCCCCCGACAGUAAUAACGGUGCCCCCACCGUCAACGGCCACACUUCCGCCCUCACGGAUCUCAGCCUGGUUCCCAUCGAUAACAUACCCGGUUCCGACAAUAACAGGCCUCUUCCGCCCAAGCCUCUCACGAUUUCGGACCUCUCGCCGGCUCCGAUGCACGGCUCACAGCUUCGCGUCGCUUACCAGGGGGUUCCUGGAGCGUAUUCUGAAGCCGCCGCCGCCAAGGCCUAUGCCAACUGCGAAGCCAUUCCUUGCGAUCAAUUCGAGGUGGCUUUCCAGGCCGUCGAGCUCUGGAUCGCCGAUCGAGCAGUUCUGCCCGUGGAGAACUCUCUAGGCGGUUCAAUCCACAGGAAUUACGACCUCCUCCUCCGCCAUCGUCUCCACAUCGUCGGCGAAGUCCAACUUCCGGUCCAUCACUGCCUUCUUGCUCUCCCUGGAGUCCGGAAAGAGUACCUAACCCGCGUGAUUUCGCAUCCCCAAGCCCUGGCUCAGUGCGAGCACACAUUAACCAAGCUCGGCCUCAACGUGGCACGUGAAGCCGUGGACGAUACAGCCGGUGCCGCGGAGUUCAUCGCCACCAACAACCUCCGCGACACGGCGGCAAUCGCGAGCGCGCGUGCCGCGGAGCUGUACGGAAUGCAAGUUUUGGCGGACGGGAUCCAGGACGAUCCGGGGAAUGUGACCCGAUUUGUUAUGCUCGCCCGAGAACCGAUUAUUCCCCGUACGGACAGGCCGUUCAAGACGAGCAUAGUGUUCGCGCACGACAAAGGGACGUCGGUAUUGUUCAAGGUGUUGUCGGCGUUCGCAUUCAGGAACAUUAGCCUGACGAAGAUCGAGUCCAGGCCUCACCGGAACCGUCCGAUCAGGCUAGUGGAUGACGCCAAUGUGGGCACUGCGAAGCACUUCGAAUACUUGUUCUACGUGGAUUUUGAAGCUUCCAUGGCCGAGGUGAGGGCCCAGAACGCCUUGGCAGAGGUGCAGGAGUUUACUUCUUUCUUGAGAGUACUGGGCAGCUAUCCCAUGGACAUGACUCCGCUGAGUUCCUCCUGCGGCCGGCAAGAUUUGCAAAGCCUCUGAUACGAUACCGUUUGGAGGAGAAGGAAGACAAACGAAGAAAAAGGGCAAUAAAGAUCAGUUUCUAUUUCGCUGCACUGUAUACGUAUUUAGAAUGAUGGCGGUGUUCAGGCAAAAAAAAAAAAAUUGGAAUGAUGGCGUUGUUAUAGUUUUAUAAUUCUGUAAUGAUAUGAUGGUUAAAUUCGAGGGAAGGAGUUAAUUUGCGAAAGCAGAAGCAUAGGAAGGCAACCCCCUGCGGUUGGUGGCAGGGGGAUGUCCAUUGUACAGAGACGAUGUGAUGUGAUUCAAAAGUUUCUGGCGAGCGACGAACGUGGCAGCUACCUACCCCCAGUGCCAUGGUGAUUUAGUGUGUAUACUUGGAUUGAAUGCCCCGUUAGUUGGUUGUGUGAUCUGAGUUUUGAGCCGCCCAUAGAGUAGGUGUUCAUAACCUUGUGUCCGGCUGAGCGUAGGUUUUUGUUUUUUUAUAUGUUUCUAUUGUAUUGUUAUCACUGUGGGAUAUAUAGUGAUAAUCCUAACUCUCAAUCGUGUUAAAUUCAGGCCAGGCCAGAAAGGGCCAGGAUAAAAUAAAAACCCCUACUUCAUCACCUGACUUGUAUACACGUCUUGCGCGCGGUGUCCUCCUUUUUCUGUCUUUCAAUAUAAUAAUAACGUAAUUCAUUUUGGGUUGGA
Neltuma alba is the source of this 2089-nucleotide messenger RNA. Its product is annotated as arogenate dehydratase/prephenate dehydratase 6, chloroplastic-like. The record is from RefSeq and is a predicted model, not a curated record. Lineage: Eukaryota; Viridiplantae; Streptophyta; Magnoliopsida; Fabales; Fabaceae. The transcript has a single exon. Gene Ontology annotation, molecular function: arogenate dehydratase activity; prephenate dehydratase activity. Bases 146 to 1423 code for a protein of 425 amino acids. Gene Ontology annotation, cellular component: cytoplasm; chloroplast. Gene Ontology annotation, biological process: L-phenylalanine biosynthetic process.